AUGAUGUCACCAACAAUUCCUGCACGAAUAGAAAGACCCUCUACGAGGCAUUUCAAGCACCAUCGCAUGAUUAUUGUCAAAAAUUUGUACAACGAUGGCUGGCUGAAUUCACAUUUCCAUGAGAUUCUGCAACUUCAGGAUGCAGACAAUCCCGCGUUUGUGAGGGAAAUUCUCUCAUUAUACGUGAGUGAUUCACGGAGACUGAUCAAUCUGAUGAAUCGUCCACUGGGCAUGGAUACGGUCAAUUACAAGGAAAUUAGCGUCCACGUUCGAGGACUUCUCGGCAGCAGUUUAGACAUCGGGGCAGAAAGAAUUUCUAAGGCCUGUUUACGCUUGUUCAAUGGCACUAAAGCCGAGAACAAGGAGGAAACCGUGCUGGCCUUGAAGCAGUUGACGUCGGAGUUCAACAAAAUGAAACCGAAGCUUGAGCAUCUUGUUCAGAUGGAGCGACUCAUUCUUCAGUCUGUACUAUAUCGGGGUUGGAAUGAUGGACAUGAGAGCUCGCAAAUUGGAUGUGAGACCAAAAGAAGCCGUGAGGCAUGA
Messenger RNA from Marchantia polymorpha subsp. ruderalis, 543 nucleotides. Lineage: Eukaryota; Viridiplantae; Streptophyta; Marchantiopsida; Marchantiales; Marchantiaceae. The record is from the annotation of a GenBank genome assembly.